AAUUUUCAAUGUCAAACCAAAGCCUACAAAUCCAACAUUAUGAAAUCUCUCCAUUUCUUCUUCCUUCUGUUCUUCUUCACCUUAAGUUGUUUUAGCCAAACUGAGUCCUCGACCGUUAAUGAUGUGCUCAUGCACUGCAAUGGAUCUAUCAGAGAGUGCAAUGAAGCAAACGAGAUGCUAAUGGAGUCAGAAAUAAGCCGCAGGUUUCUAGAACAGAAAAGGUAUAUAUCUCCCGGCGCACUUAAAAGAGAUCAACCAGUCUGCCGCGGGGGUGCAGGGGGUGAAGCUUAUAGUAAAAGUGGCGGCUGCCUCCCAGAACCAUCCAACCCUUACAACCGAGGAUGCUCCAAGUACUAUCGUUGUAGGUCUGAUUCAUGAUCCGAAGCCGGUCACACCCAUUACAACGAAAAAUAUGAAAUUUUCUUGUUCAACUAAUAUUCAUUUACAUUCCAAGUAUACAAUGUUUUUACAGUAUUCUUUAAUCGUUGUAAUUGUUAAUUAACUCUUAACUAGUUCUAAAACGUAUUUUCUCCAA
Messenger RNA from Gossypium raimondii (Peruvian cotton), 535 nucleotides. RefSeq names its product protein RALF-like 32. The transcript has a single exon. The record is from RefSeq and is a predicted model, not a curated record. Bases 40 to 378 code for a protein of 112 amino acids. Lineage: Eukaryota; Viridiplantae; Streptophyta; Magnoliopsida; Malvales; Malvaceae.